UCUUCUUAGUUUUGGGUGGACGAGGGAGGGAGAGGGGGUGAUGACGUAAACAUAUCAUUAAUUUUGGUAAACCUUUUCAGUUUCAGUAGUGGUGCUGACUGCAGACUGCUGAGGAGUGAUGAGAGCCAUAAAAUGGAAUCUCUAAGCUACGCAACAACCACUGGUACAGUGCUAUUGAGGACCUAGAGGUCGAUCAAAUUCAUGGCAACUGCUAAUUCAAUUUCAGGGGUACAGGGGUUUUGGGUUUCUCUCAAGUUUAUGAUUGCUUCUAACAAAAUUCUGGCUACCGUCCUUCAAUUUUUAGUCUGACAAGGUCAGGGGGAAGGGCUUCUGUACAAUGAGAUUUCUUAGGCAUCUGGGCCCGUUGGGAUUGUUCAGAUUAUAGGUUUAAUAGUAGCAAUUUAUGGUAUAAAAACUGCACCUUUUUCGGCUGGAGGAUAUGAUGAUCUGAAGAAAAUGGCAGCUGAAUCCAACCAGGCUUCAAAGAAUGAGAUUGUAGUUUUAUGCCCAGAUGAUAAUGCUGGGGAUGAGGGAACCAACGUUGUGAUUUUGAAGGAGACCUUGCUUGUGCCUAAAGAGGGCUCGGAAGAAUGUUGUUCUUGUUCUUGUUCUUGUGGUUGUGGAGCUCAGAAACUUAGAUGUAGGUUGGCUAAUUCUGAUUCCGGGCUUGCGAAAAAUGACAGGCUUAGAGGCCAAGACAAGAAGCUCUGUAGGGAGGAUAGACUGGAGCUGGGUAGGCUGUUUCAGGGUGCUGUGAGUACCCGGGAUUGGGAGCUUGCUGACAAUCUGAUCGUGUUGGCGGAUCCACAGGCUCUCAACGACACCUUAUGUAUUGCUCUCGAUUCGGUUUGGUUUCUCAGCACGCAGCAAGAGUUACAUGGUAUUACGGGAGUGAUGAGGAAGGUAAUCGCUAAUGGCGCUUAUGACUUUACGCGAGCUGCUCUUAGAACUUCGUUUCUUGCUUCCUGCGUUUCAGCCUGUCAGAGUCAAAAAAUGAGCCAUGCAGAUACUGUAACCAUAAUGGCACAAAGGUUGCAUGAACGAUUGCGGGAAUGCAAUGGGGAUGAGAUUUUGAAGGCUGAAGCUAGUGCAAAGGUUCAGAAGUUUACAGAAUGGGCUCUUAAAUGUAUCAGUUUCCACUUUCGUUGUCAGGGAAAUGAGGAUAGAGCUGGUUUUACCAUUUCUGAGAUCCAAAUACAGCUAUCUGCGUUCAAGACCUUCCUUGAUCUUGUGGGGAAGCACCUUGGCGGAAAGGACUUCACAGAAGCUUUUGAUGCUGCUUGCUUUCCACUGACACUGUUUGCAACUUCAUUUGAUCCUGGUUGGGCAUCAAGUCCGUCCGCAUUUGCAAUUCAAGGGUUACUGGGCAUGUUGGUAGAGAGCGGUGCAGACAAUGUCAACCAAUGUUUUCUUGAAGCAUCACGUUUCGGAAGUACAGAGCUUGUUCGCAUUUUAUUGCAGAUUGCUCAAAGGAACAGCUUGGAUAUUGAUGUUGACCUGGCUUUGGGGUUUGCUUCCCAUUAUGGGAAAAUCGACACCAUGGAAUGUCUAGUGGAAGAGGGAAAUGCGAUGGCAUUCUUGGGUCCUCUGAUGAGAGCUGCCGAGAGGGGUUGCAUACCAGUGGUUCAAUGGUUUGUGAACAGGGGUUGCCGAGACAUGGAACUUUGUCUUGCUCUCACAGCUGCUACUUCCAGCAAUCAGGUUGAGGUUGCUUCAUAUCUCCUCCCUCGCGUUCCUCAACACGUCCUUGCAGCCCUGAGUACUGAAAUUCUCAAGGCCGCUGCAGAGCGAAGUGGGGGGUCUCUUGAUGGGGUUGCAUUUCUCCUCCGCUCAGACUUCCUAGGCGACCCAACUGCUACAUAUACUGUUGCAGAUACCAUUGCUAAUUCCAACGACGAGUCUGUUGCUCCUGAGCUAAGGGCUUUUCUUCAGGAGCAUUGGUCAGAGGCUGCUUUUCUAGGCGGAUUAAGGCAAGGACGAGAACACCAUAUGAACUUGGUGCGUAUCAUAAAAUGGGGCGAGUCUCCUAUCUGUUUGAGGGAUCUUCCAGGUCCCCUGAGGGUUGCAAUAGCGUACCUGCCGUUGUACAGGGAGUGUUUGAAGGCAGGGGGUUCCUUGUUAUCCCAAAGGCUUAGAGGGCAACUUGUGGAAGCAGUAAGAAGGCUUGGAGGUGUGGAACUGGAAGAGGCAAGGCAGGGAAGACAGCUGCUGUCUGUGCUAGAGCAUCAUCUUCCCCCUUUUCUGGUCACUGCACUGGCGGCUCUGUAAUGGAAAAGUUUUGGAUCUCUUGUUUCUCGUUUAUGUCUUUGAUAGUAAUAAAAAUGACAGCUCAGUUAGAAGGCUACAAGGUCUUAUCAAAUUCUUAUUUGCCAAGAGGAGGGUUGUGCUAUAUAGUAUGGGGUUUCGCCACAAAAUGUACCUUCGUGUGUAUGUGUAAUGUAUAUAACUUCUUUGUAUGCAAUAGCUACUUGAAAAGGUUGUGCUAAAUUGAGAAGGUAUCCAGGUAGAAGUCAUUGUGCAAUAGCUGCUUCAUCUGCCAUUGUAGUACGUGUUGUCUUCAUCCUCCUCUAUAAUGGCUUUGAAAAGCUGUUCUCUAAA
Coffea arabica (coffee) is the source of this 2598-nucleotide messenger RNA. Its product is annotated as ankyrin repeat protein SKIP35. The record is from RefSeq and is a predicted model, not a curated record. Lineage: Eukaryota; Viridiplantae; Streptophyta; Magnoliopsida; Gentianales; Rubiaceae.